AUGACAGUAGCUUUACUCACUGGAGGUUCCUCCAAUCUAAGUAUUUCCUUAGCCAAACGUCUCAUCGACAAGUCCACCACCAAUCUCACCAUCAUCCUUACCUCCAGAACCUUACCCAAGGCCCUCGAUACCAUCAGCGAGCUCCAUGGCUACGCCCAAGCGUCGUCCAAGUUCUCCGUCGAAUUCGACUAUAUCUUGGUCGAUUUCUGUGAUAUGGUGUCGGUGUUAAGUGCCUACUACGAUAUCAACAAGAAGUACCACCACCUCGACUUCCUAUUCAUCAACUCCGCCCAAACAGCGUACUUGGGGGUGGAUUUCUGGUUCGCCAUUAAGGACAUCAUCAGAGAUCCCAUCUUCGCCGUCACUGAGGGCCAGAUGAAAAUCCAGAAGGCUGGGUUGAAGUCGGGCGACGGCAUGGGGUUGUUGUUCCAAGGGAAUGUGUUUGGUCCGUACUAUUUGAUCCACAAAUUGAAACCUUUGUUACACAAAAGUAAAAUUAUUUGGGUAUCUUCACCUGCCAGUGGGGCCCAGUAUUUAUCGUUCAACGACCUAGAGCUCGUGCAGAACACCAGUCCAUACGAGGGGUCCAAACGUCUUAUUGAUCUUCUUCAUAUGGGGAGUUACCGAAAGUUGGCCAGUGAAGGCAUCCACCAGUACGUGGUAAACCCAGGGGUGUUCACCAGUUUUGUGUUCAACCAGUAUUUGAACGUGUUCACGUUCUACGGGAUGUUGGCGUUGUUCUACAUGGCGAGGUUCUUGGGGUCGAAGGUUCACAAUAUCUCCGGCCAUAAUGCUGCCAACCUGUUGAUGAAGUGUGCUUGGGGGGAUGAGCCUCAGGAUAAGAAGGUAGCUUCGUGUAGUGACGUGUGGGGGAAGGAAUAUGUUGGGUACGAUGAGAUCGAUGGUACGGGGGCGGAGGAUGUGGUGGCGUACUUGGAUAAGUUAGUGAGAGUGUGGGACGAGAAGUUAGAGGGACAGAUUGUGGGGACUAGGAAGCCCUGA
Molecule: messenger RNA, 1002 nt
Organism: Yamadazyma jaroonii
Lineage: Eukaryota; Fungi; Ascomycota; Pichiomycetes; Serinales; Debaryomycetaceae
Source: the annotation of a GenBank genome assembly